Linum tenue is the source of this 564-nucleotide messenger RNA. The record is from the annotation of a GenBank genome assembly. Lineage: Eukaryota; Viridiplantae; Streptophyta; Magnoliopsida; Malpighiales; Linaceae.
GGAAGUUAACCAAAGAAUAAUGAUGGAUAAAAGGAUACAGAAGAGGAGCUGGUGGGUUUACAAUUUCCGUCCAUCGCCAUCGCCAUGGAAGGAGGAGGAUGCUUCAAGCGUUUAGUCCUCUUCAAGUUCAAAGAAGGGAUUGAAGUGGAAGAUAUGCUGAAUCGGUUGAAGAAGCUUCUUUCCGAGAUCGAUCUCGUCAAGUCCGCCGAAUGGGGAGCGGCGGCCGAUAUUCAGCAGGGCUCUGAAGCUGCGAAGCUCCGUAUCACCGCAAAAGGAUUCACUCACGCCCUCGUGAUGAGAUUCGAGAACCAGGAAGACUGCCUGGCCUUCAUGAGCCACCCGGCCCACGUUGAGUCCGGCGCUGCUUUCAUUGAAGCCCUUGACGACUUUCUGGGCCUCAACUUCCCGGUCCUUUCUCUCAAGUAGUCCACCUAAAACCCGGACUCAGGAUCGUGUGUGUCCGGUUCGUACGAAUAGUUCGAUUUCGUAUCUCUUUUAAACAAUUCGAGUUUCUGUUCAAUUCAAGUAUUGUGUUUGUGUGUAGGAUAAAUUUAUUUCAGUUGU